CCAUUCCUCCCCAGUGAACCCAAGCCCCCCACACACACUUCUAACUAGCUAGGUGUGAUACACAGCAGUGACAGUGAGAGUGAGAGUGAGCUUGAGUGAUCAUAGCCAUGGCAUUCAGUAGCAAAGCUUGCCGUUGCUUGGUGCUCAUGUCAUUUGCCUUGCUCCCACUGAGCAUGGCCAUGGACUCCAUUGGCAGCUACUGUUCAGGGAACAGCUUGGCCGGCAACAGCAAGGCCGUGGCAAGCAUCAACUCCGUCCUCACCGACCUCGUCGCCAAGGGCUCCACCGGCGGCGGCUUCGCCACGUCCUCCGCCGGGAAAGCCAACAACGUCAUCUACGGUCUCGCGCAAUGCCGCGGCGACGUCUCCACCAGCGACUGCCAGGCCUGCCUCGCCUCCGCCGCCAACCAGAUCCUCACCAGCUGCAACUACCAAUCCGACUCAAGAAUAUGGUAUGACUACUGCUUCAUGCGGUUCGAGAACGAGAACUUCAUCGGGCAGACGGACACAGAUGCCGGGGUGAUUCUUGUGAACGUGCAGGCGAUGGAUAACGGCAAGGCGUUCCAGAAGGCGGUAGGGAAGGUUAUGGGCAAGGCAACGUCGCAGGCAUCACAGGCUGGGAGUGGUGGGCUGGGUAGGACGAAGGAUCAGUACACGCCGUUCAUCAACAUCUACGGGCUGGCACAGUGCACACAGGACUUGUCACCGCUGGCUUGCGCACAGUGUCUGUCAACGGCGGUGUCAAGGUUCGGUCAAUACUGCGGCGCACAACAGGGAUGUCAGAUUAACUACAGUAGCUGCAGGGUGCGCUACGAGAUCUAUCCCUUCUACUUCCCGCUCGCCACCAGCGCACGCAGCGCCACCACUGACAUGACCAAGUACACCAAGAUCGUUGUGCACCGCUAAGCAUCCAUGGUUAGUUGCACGUACAUGGUGAUGUGCGCAUGCAAAAGUUGCAAACACAUCACGUACGUACGUAUUAAUGUUCAACGUAUUAUGUGUCUGUGGAUGUUUCAGCGUGCAGUGGAUGAAUAAUCAAGGCUAUAAAAUGUAGCCUUAGCAUGUUAUAACUGGGAAUAAAGAUGUGAGUACUAGCUAAGCAAUGUACGCGCACAUUCGUGUGGAGUAAUAAUAUUAGAGUUUUUAACCA
Oryza sativa Japonica Group (Japanese rice) is the source of this 1149-nucleotide messenger RNA. Its product is annotated as cysteine-rich repeat secretory protein 55. The record is from RefSeq and is a predicted model, not a curated record. Lineage: Eukaryota; Viridiplantae; Streptophyta; Magnoliopsida; Poales; Poaceae.